AUGGAGUCCAAGUCCGAAGUCGUGGACUACACCGAGACUCUGCGCCAAGUAUCCAACAGUUUGGAGAAUGCGCUCCGGACGUUUGGUGCGGAUUCGCACCAGUACAAGUCCAUCCUCUCCAUUCUUGAGGACUGCCUGCGGGGGAUUGAAAUCGCCUCGCAGAUGCAAGACCAGCCGGCCGCUGAUGCGGACGUGCUCAGUGCAGCAAUGGGAUUCCUGAUUAUUAGCGAGUGA
Penicillium alfredii is the source of this 234-nucleotide messenger RNA. RefSeq lists its product as uncharacterized. The record is from RefSeq and is a predicted model, not a curated record. The transcript is spliced from 2 exons. Lineage: Eukaryota; Fungi; Ascomycota; Eurotiomycetes; Eurotiales; Aspergillaceae. The coding region runs from base 1 to 234 and encodes 77 amino acids.